ACCGGAAGUCAGUGUUUUCAGACAAAUUUUUUUUCUCAGUCACGUGAUCCUCCUGUCCUCGGUCCAUGACUUUGAACUAUAAAUGUAAUCACAUUCUUUAUCUUUUUCCAGGUAAAUUUGUACAAAACCUUUUAAAUGAGCCUGAACUCUUGUCUAUAGCUCUACAGUACUGUCUCUUUAAACUCCAGCUCCAUGACGUCAUCUAUUUUGGAAGAAGGGAGGAAGGAGUGAGGGAGUGAGAGAGAGAGUGAGAGAGAGAGACCGUAACGGGAUGCGGGUGAUGGAGGCAGUGUGGAGGAUGACAGCAGCGUGGCGCAGGAUCUGGUGCUCUCGCGCCUCCGCGUGAAUCCGGUGUUCCUCAGACAGAGAGAGAGAGAGAGAGAGAGAGAGAGACAGGUGUGAACAUGGCUGCGGUGUUGUGCGGUGCAGGAGGAGGAGGAGGAGGAGGAUGCGGGAGCGCGUGCUGGCAGGUGCUCCUGUUCGGCUCGACAGCGCUCGUGAUCCUGGCCGAGAGAGCUGCGCUGAUCUACUGCUUCGCCUUCUACCUGUGGAAAGAGCAGUUGUUGUGGGCGGGGCUGACCUUUGCCCUGUUGUUGCCAGGGGCGAUCGUGCAGGUGCUGAGUUUUAUGUGGUACCGGGCGGACGGAGAGCAGCGGACAUGUCACCUGCUCAUCAUACACACACUCCACCUGGGCAUCUUCAAAAGGUUGUGGGACUGCAGUGUGUGUGUGUGGCGUUCUCAGUCUCAGGCUCAGCAGGUGAUGCAGCAGGUGGACGUGGCGGCGUUGCGUUUGCUGGACGUUCUGCUCCUGACCCUCCCCCAGGCGCUCACACACACCUACGCUCUCACAGGAGGCGAGUUCAGCCUGGUGUCACCUGUUGCACUGUGUAGUGGUGUGUGUGUGUUGUCCCUGUCCUGGGCGUUGGUGUUGUACAGUCGGGCGUGUUGUCUGGCACGGCCCGGUCACCUGCUCAUGCCCCCGGCUGCCCUGCUGUGCCAGCUGUUGUGGAGGGCGGGGCUUCUGACCGCACGCUUCGCCAGCCUCGCCCUCUUCACUCGCUCCUUCGGAUGCUGGGUUAUCGGUGUUGUGGGUUGUCACUGGCUGAUCGCAGCGUUCUGGCUGGUCUCUCAGCAGACUGAUAUCUGUGCUGGUCAGUGGGCGUGGCGUGGGUUUAACCUGUUGCUGGGUGGUGUACACGUCUUCCUGUUCCUGAACGUGAAGGACGGUCCGUCUCGCUACCGCAUGGCCGGCUUCUACACGGUCAUGCUGUUGGAGAAUGCCACGCUCGUCCUGGCUGCCUCCGACAUCCUCACUGAGGCAUCAUGGGAAAGCUUGACUGUCCCCAUUGCUGUCCUCUGCAGCUUCCUUCUGGGUCUUACGUUUCUGCUGCUGUACUAUCGUUUCCUGCACCCGAAGUCCACAGAGAUCUCACACACUCUGCAUCACGGGGCUCAGGGGGGCAGCGCCUGUCUCGAUCAGGGUGACUCGUCUUACUCCCUGGCCGACAAGAGCCUCGCUCUUCCCUCUCUCCGUCCUCCGCUCUCCUCCUCCCAUCCGUCCUUCUCUCUGCUGGAGCACCCGGGCAGCUGCGGGGCGAAGGCGGGCGCCGAGUGCCGCCACCACCACUGGCUCCUGGUGCGUCUGGCGCUGAAGACCGGAGACCCGAGCAAAAUUGAGCGUGCGUUUGGCGCCGGAGGAACGACGGGGAUCGUGAGCGAAGAGCAGGACGACGACUCUGGGGAGAAAGGAGGAGGAGGAGAAGAUGGGAUGGACAUGAAGGACGAAGACGACACGCUGGCGCCGCUGUCUGACUGCAAGGACGAGUUCGAGAGCGUGAGCGAGGCGAGGGAAGACGUAGAGGAAGAGGAGGCAGAUGUGGACGUGGGGGAGGAAAUGGACAGCGUGGACUCGGAGUGGAAGCGCAGCUCUCCUGAGGGGAAGUCCGUGUUCGGGGACAGUCCCGAGCCCGAUUACUGCCCCACCGAGUCCAGCUCCACGCUCUACUUCAGCGCCGACCCACAAUCCCCAAGCAGCGCCAGCGACCCCCGUCUGGAGCGAACGGAAGUUUCCGGACCCCACCUGACGGGCCCACGCCGCCACCUCAUCCUCUCCGCACGAGGACUGGAGGACGACACGGGGUUCUGACCAGCUGGACUUGUUCAAAUGCUAACCUUACAGCAAAUCUAUUCAGUUAGCCAAGACUUGCUACGAGGUUAAUGUUGCUAACAUCGCUCUCGCCCAAAAUCAUUAGUGUAAAUAUCAAACCCCGCCAUACAUGUUGAUCCGACUUUGUGUCAUCUCCAUACAUAAACCGAGCUUCACUGUGUAGCUGAAGCCUAAAAGGCGGCCAUCUUGGACUUUUUAACUCUUGGCAUGCCACAUGACACGCCCCCUAAGCUCCGCCCCCCAGAAUAUUGAAGGUCAUGAGUGAUGAUAAACCCACUUAUAUCAUUUGAAGCUAUAGAAAAACUUGUACUGGUGUUGCUGGAAAAGAUUUUGGUGAGACUCUGAGGACUUGUUAGCCACAUUAGCUUUGUAGCUUAACUACUUAGCUGAUUGGGACGCAUUCGUUUAUUUUGUUGGGGGCGGGGACUUUCUUGUGGAAUGUUUGUGAAAAGGGCGAGCGUGUAAAAAAGCGUGACAUAUUUACAGCAUCAGGAAUGGUCCAGUGUGUGUGUGUGUGUGUGUGUGUGUGGGUGUGUUUGACUCAAAGCACAAACAUUGCGUUGCGCUAGUCACUCUAGGUCCGUCGCUAGGGGGUGAGCUGGUUGCGCGAUUAUUGUCUUCCCCUAUCAGUGAGAAGCUUCACUCUGUCAGCGGCCUGCACCAAUCACAAUCUCGUCUCAUUUGCAUGAAGGUAAACCCCGCCCACUUCAGCCUCCUGCUACUGUAAAUCACACCAGCUUUUUCUCCGCAAAUAAACUGUACCGCGGUCAAUAAUCAUUUUUACGAUAACUUUAGACUAGAGUCAACUUACAAUCGGCGACCCAGCGGUCAGGGCUGAGAAAAACAAAGAUAAACCGGAGCCGGAUCUUUUUAUAAACGCUGUAUUAAAUAUUUAUAAAGUACAUUCAGUUACGUAGCUUAUGUUACACGCUCACAUUUCAGCAGCCGAUAAAAUCCAAUCACAAACCGAGCAGCUGUCUGUAGAACCGCUCAGAGAUUCAUUCAUACAUCACUCCGACUCUACACGCUGAAAAACUUAUUAACGUGUUAUUAACGUGUUAUUAACGCUUUCUUUGUUUUUCCCAGUAGGUAGAAAAUAAUGCAGUCGUUCAGACACAAAGGCUUUCUGACGCACUGUCUAGUGGAACGCAGGAGUUAUUUUAGUCUCUGUCUCGUCCUGAGGCGACUCGGAUGCCGUUUUUAUCCUCCUCGUCUUGAAAUAGCUGCUCUGGAUUAGAGCUCCCCACGGAGCCGCUCGAACGGGACAUGUUUGAUUUCUCACUCUGGGAUAUUUUCUGCUCCGAACUGAAAUCCUGAUAUGUAAAGAACAUCGUGGUGGAGUUCUGGUCUUUAACAUGGAAGCUUUUUAUAUAAAACACGUCCCGGACUUUCACUUUCACCAGUCAAAAAGCAUAAUUCUUCUUUAAAAGGUUUUAUUAAUAGACAGAAGUAUUCAUGUUAGGUUGUCACAAUGGGAGGAAAAAAGUACGGAAAUAUUUAGGGAAAUGUAAAAAUUUUCAUUUCGGGAAAGUGUUCGAAAUGUACACAUAUAUUCGAAUAUUUUAUUUUUAAUAAAAAAUACACUUUUUUUUUUCCUGACCAUCCAUCCGGCGUACUCGAACCUUUUUGACCUCUCUGCGCAGGUCUGUUUGAACUCUGUUGCCUUUUUCACAGGGCUAAGAGUCACCGCUUGCUGUAAAACGGGUAUUUGUGUAUUUACCUGUAGAUCCAGGUGCAGUCCACAGGAAGCAGUUCGCUCAGGUGUAUUUAAAAAAACAAACAAAAAAACCCCAAAAAAAAACCCUGACAAGAUACACUAGAUUGCCAAAAGUUUUGGGACGCCUGCCUUUCCAUGCACAUGAAUGUAAUAUGGAGUUGUCCCACCCCUUUACAGCUAUAACAGCUUCAGCUCUUCUGGGAAGGCUUUCCACAAGGUUUAGGAGAGUGUUUAUGGGAAUUUUUGACCGUUCCUCUAGAAGAAAUGCAUUUGUGAGGUCAGGCACUGAUGUUGUGAUGAUAAGAAGGUCUGGCUCACAGUCUCCACUCUAAUUCAUCACAAAGGUGUUCUAUGGGGUUGAGGUCAGGACUCUGUGCAUGCCAUUCAAGUUCCUCCACACCAAACUCACUGUCAAAAUCCAUGUCUUUAUGGACCUUGCUUUGGUCACUGGUGUGCAGUCAUGUUGGAGCAGGAAGGGGUCAUCCCCAAACUGUUCCACAAAGAGCAUGAAAUUGUCCUUAAUGCUGAAGCAUUAAGACUUCCUUUCACUGGAACUAAGGGGGCGAGCCCAAGUCCUGAAAAACACCUGAACUCAAUGAUCUGGAGGGGUGUCCCAAUACUUUUGCCAAUUUAGGGGGGAUUUGGAUCAGAUCGCUUUAUUUGAAGAGGCAGCCAGAGCUAAAGAGCACAACUAUUACACUGCGAUUGAGACGAUCCUCCUUCGCAACACCGCUUUAUAAGCUGCGCCAACGUUUCUAGACCACUAGGAAAGAGAUUCGACUUGCUCUUCAUGUCAGGAAGUGCUCGCUGUUUUCUGUCGUAUUCGGUUUCCAGCACCAGUACAGAUGAAAUACUCACAGAUCCUGGUUCAACACGAGAAUAGAUGUAGCAUGAGUCAGUACUGUGUUAGAUUGGAUCGUGAUGGAUUUGUGCUUAUUCAGGGGUUUGAUUGGUCAGGUCUGAUCUCUGGUCCAGAGUUGAUCAGGGAUCUGGGAUCGGAUUACUGCUGUUUUAGGUACAAAGUUACAGAAUCCUUCAAGGAAUGCAGAUCAGAUCAGAUGUAAGUGUUACAGUAGGGUAAAUCAGGCAGCUGUGAUUGGACCGUGGAAACGGUGCAAUAAUCUCAGACACAUUUUGUAUGUGUGGCUCGUGACGCAUUUCGCCGCUGGAACUUCUUCAACCUGUCAGCACUGUCUGAAUAUCUCGCUGUGAAAGGGUUUUACUUCCUGUUUUGUUGUGUUUUAAUGCAUCCUCGUGUCACAUUUUUUUCCUCCGUGCCAACUUUUCAUCACGUAUUGGAAGUUUUGCACCGAAACGACAUGCUUGCUAGCUAAACCUCUGCUGUUAGCGCUCGCCGGCAAACAGAAAUAUCUAGCUGAUUAGCUACAAACAUUGACCAGACAAAACUUUCUGAUUUAAAUAGUAAGCAAUACGGCGUAGUGUUUAUUAGCUAGCAUGUCUCACUCAGCUGUAGCAGAGAAAACAAUGCUAAAGAAUAUACACUGUAUUGCCAAAAGUUUUGGGACAUCUACCUUUCCAUGCACAUGAAUGUAAUAUGGAGUUGUCCCGCCCCUUUACAGCUAUAACCGCUUCAACUCUUCUGGGAAGGCUUUCCACAAGGUUUAGGAGUGUGUUUAUGGGAAUUUUUGACCGUUCCUCUAGAAGAAAUGCAUUUGUGAGGUCAGGCACUGAUGACAGUCUCCACUCUAAUUCAUCCCAAAGGUCUUCUGGACUUUGGUUCCUCCACACCAAACUCUCUCAUCCAUGUCUUUAUGGACCUUGCUUUGGUCACUGGUGUGCAGUCAUGUUGGAACAGGAAGGGGUCAUCCCCAAACUGUUCCCAUAAAGAGCAUGAAAUUGUCCAAAAUGUCUUGGUAUGAAGCUGAAGCAUUAAGAGUUCCUUUCACUGGAACUAAGGGGCCGAAAAACAAAACCUGAACUCAAUGAACUGGAGGGGUGUCCCAAUACUUUUGGCAAUAUCAUGUACGAGGGCGUGUUAAAAGCAGGUGAUUGAUGUUUACAAGGACUACAUGAUGCAGGAAUGUACAUAUCUAAUACCAGUCUGUGUGUGUGUGUGUGUGUGUGUGUGUGAAGAUCCCGAGGUCCUGGAGUGACACUGACCAGCCACUGUUGCUUAAUUUCUUUAUUCUGUGUCAGAUGUUUAAAACAGAAGAGUGUUCCAUGAGUAAAUAACAUCAGUGAUUAAUUGCAUGCAGUGUUUUUCUUUUUCAUUAAAUAAACGUCUCCUGUCUGCCGGGGGACGGCUUUUAAAAUCCGAGGCCCUGAUUUACUAAGAUCAAGUGUGUGUGUGAACAGAAUAAUGACCUCACUGUAGCUAAAUGAGGGUUUUGUCCUAGACGUGUGUGUUUGUGUGUGUGCAAAUUUCUGGUCAAAUUAGCGAUGAUUUCAAUUUUCAGCGGAAUCUAGAACGUGUUAUUUCUAUGCAAAUGAGGUGUAAAGUCCAGACGUUUAGCUCGAAAACUUUAGCUACAAUGAAGUAACCCUUGGGCUGAAGGAGACGUCUGCUGCCUCGGGUCAGUAUGUUUCUUCGCUAAUGCAACCCGGUGUAGCUCCGACUACGGAGCUUGAGCAUGUCAAUCAAACUUACAUCCAUUCUAAAAAUAAAUAAAUAAACCUGUACAGAACAGGCCACGCCCACAUCACACGGAACCUUUAGUAAAUCAGGGCCUAAACUUUUCAGUGUGAACCGGUUGUAAGAUCGCUGGACGGUACAUUAAAUUCAAAAUGC
Messenger RNA from Hemibagrus wyckioides, 6634 nucleotides. It is a transcript of the gene xkr5a, whose product is annotated as XK related 5a. Bases 405 to 2147 code for a protein of 580 amino acids. Gene Ontology annotation, biological process: apoptotic process involved in development; engulfment of apoptotic cell; phosphatidylserine exposure on apoptotic cell surface. The transcript has 7 exons. Gene Ontology annotation, cellular component: plasma membrane. The record is from RefSeq and is a predicted model, not a curated record. NCBI's taxonomy places the organism in Eukaryota, Metazoa, Chordata, Actinopteri, Siluriformes, Bagridae.